AUGCUCCGCAAGUCUUCGCGCAUGCGUUCCAAGAGUUGUCACAUUUGUAUGAAAACAAUCGAUGUGUUGAACGAAUCCAUGUCUUCACACGUUGUGGUGAACGGCACGGAUGGGACGGACGCCACCACCGAUGGACUGGAAGUGUCGGACAGGGAUGUAGUGAAGGAUGUGGUGAAAGAUGUGGUGAAGGAUGUGAUGAAUGGUGUGGUAUAUCAUGAGAAGCAAUGCAAACAGAUGUGUGCGAAACACGCGUUGAAUAAUUUGCUUCAAGACAUGGAUGCGUUCACUAAAGCAGAUUUGGACGCCAUUUGUCACACUCUGUCGCCAAACAGUCGUUUCCUGAACCCUCACAAGUCAUCACUAGGUUUAGGCAAUUAUGACAUAAACGUUAUUAUCUCUGCUUUACAUACAAAGCAUUUCGAGACCUUUUGGUUCGAUAAGAGAAAAGACCCGAAUUGUCUUGAAUUGGAUCACAUCAAAGGUUUUAUACUAAACAUUCCGAACCCGAUAUACAACUCGUGCCGCAAAUGGACGACCAGUUCUUUGUUUUCAUUGCCGUCGAGUUUGCUGUCGAGUCGUAAGCAUUGGAUCGCAAUCCGCUCUUUCGGUCAACACUAUUAUAAUCUCGACUCUAAACUAGAUUUCCCUCAACUUAUCGGAAAUAAAAGCCAAUUAAUUAAUUACUUGCGAGAGAAGAACCGGUCGACUGACACAGAAAUCUUUGUUAUCGUUAAUCAAGUGAUCGCCGAAACGGUCGCUUGGAUUCAACAAUAAGUUAUUGUCAAUUCAUUACAUUCACACAAAACAUUGCAUUGUUUCAAGUGUUGGACAAAUCCCAGUGCCUUAACGUAAACUUUAUUUAAAAACUUUAAAAACAACUCAUUUUUCUCUUCAGAAGAGAAAAAUGUAAUAAAAUAAUGAUUAAAAUAAAUGAAUAUUUAAGAGUUCUUUUUGGAUGUUUUUUGG
This is a messenger RNA of Medioppia subpectinata, 966 nucleotides long. The record is from the annotation of a GenBank genome assembly. Lineage: Eukaryota; Metazoa; Arthropoda; Arachnida; Sarcoptiformes; Oppiidae.